AUCCUACAAAUCAUCCCUUGAACAAUUGGCAUCUUCUUAGACUAUAUAAUUCCAUCUUUUCGGAACAUUUUUAAACAUUUUCUGUUUCAAUAAAAAUCACAGACAAGUCUAUUUUUUUUAUAACAUUUUUUCUGAAAAUCUUCUAGUCCAACAAUUACUAAAAUUCCAUGUCUUCAAGUUGCUCUAGCUCUUCUUGGACGCCAAAACAGAACAAACUUUUUGAAAAAGCCCUUGCUGUAUAUGAUAGAGAUACUCCUGACCGUUGGCAAAAAGUUGCAAGAGCCGUUGGUGGCAAAUCUGCAGAAGAAGUGAAAAGGCAUUACGAAGUGCUUAUUGAAGAUCUUAGGCAUAUUGAGUCUGGCAAUGUUCCUUUCCCCAACUACCGACAUUAGUCUAGAUCGCCAUUCUACCAUCAGCAUUUUCUCCACAUGCUGGCUGGCACAGAAGUACUCAUAAAGUUCUAUUGAAGUUGAAGACAUGGUGGUCCACUCUUAUAUAAAAUAUCCAUAGCAUAAUAUAUGUAUGUAUGCGCGUGUGUAUAUUUUAUAUCAAUCGAUCAAUUAUGGCUCAAGGGUAACACAAGGCCUCAAUUUUUUUAA
Molecule: messenger RNA, 599 nt
Organism: Erigeron canadensis
Lineage: Eukaryota; Viridiplantae; Streptophyta; Magnoliopsida; Asterales; Asteraceae
Product: protein RADIALIS-like 3
Exons: 2
Coding region: 168-392 (74 amino acids)
Molecular function (GO): DNA-binding transcription factor activity
Source: RefSeq, a predicted model, not a curated record